Protopolystoma xenopodis is the source of this 271-nucleotide messenger RNA. NCBI's taxonomy places the organism in Eukaryota, Metazoa, Platyhelminthes, Monogenea, Polystomatidea, Polystomatidae. The record is from the annotation of a GenBank genome assembly.
UUGCGCGACUGGCGAAAACUGGCAGGAAAUCAUGCUAGCCUGUGAUGCAGAUAAGGAAUGCGAGUUGAGUGGGCCUAGUUGCGGCAGUUCUUUUACCUAUCUCUAUUUUGUCACCUUCAUCUUCUUCUCUUCUUUCUUGAUGCUGAACUUAUUUGUUGCCGUGAUCAUGGACAAUUUUGACUACUUGACACGUGAUUCAUCUAUCUUGGGGCCACAUCAUUUAGAUGAAUACGUUAGAGUUUGGGCCGAGUACGACCCUGCCGCAAAGUAA